Messenger RNA from Amphimedon queenslandica, 564 nucleotides. RefSeq names its product coiled-coil domain-containing protein 93-like. The record is from RefSeq and is a predicted model, not a curated record. The coding region runs from base 97 to 462 and encodes 121 amino acids. Gene Ontology annotation, biological process: Golgi to plasma membrane transport. NCBI's taxonomy places the organism in Eukaryota, Metazoa, Porifera, Demospongiae, Haplosclerida, Niphatidae. The transcript has 4 exons.
GCAAUUUUUUUAAACCAAGGCCCAUGUAGCAUUUGACCACAUUCAUAUUACUGAUUAUUCUUCUCUCCUUUUUGUUCUCUUCUCACAGUGUCCUCCAUGUUAACUGAGACUAAACAAUACUUUACACUUUACAAUACACUGGAGGAUCAGAAAGCUUACAUGGAGAAAGAAGUUGGAAUAUUGACUUCAAUUCAUGAGAAAUUUGAUUUAGCAAUGAGUUCUGAUAAGAAUAAGGAGUUGUUCUUACAGCAAGUCCAGCAGAUAUUGGAUGGUAUCAAGCAAGACAAGGAGCAGUUGGGUCAGAGAUGUGUCGAGGAGAGGAAAGAGAAAGAUCGGCUUACAACCAUCCAUCUUGAUCUCAUUGACAAGCAGAGGAAGUAUUACAAAACUGUUAAAGACUUUCAAGAAGAGUGUCGCAAAAAUGAAACGCUGUUGUCAAAAAUUAAAACUAAAAAUCGCUAGACCUCGUGAUAAUUUAAGGGCUAGAAAUACAAUAUAAAAUUGCUGUUGUGUGUUACUUUAGUUAUUGAUAAGGAUUGUAUCAAUUGAAUAUUUUUAAACGAA